Propithecus coquereli (Coquerel's sifaka) is the source of this 2035-nucleotide messenger RNA. RefSeq names its product ets homologous factor (gene EHF). The transcript has 9 exons. Gene Ontology annotation, cellular component: nucleus. Gene Ontology annotation, biological process: cell differentiation; regulation of transcription by RNA polymerase II. Gene Ontology annotation, molecular function: DNA-binding transcription factor activity, RNA polymerase II-specific; sequence-specific DNA binding. NCBI's taxonomy places the organism in Eukaryota, Metazoa, Chordata, Mammalia, Primates, Indriidae. The coding region runs from base 122 to 1024 and encodes 300 amino acids. The record is from RefSeq and is a predicted model, not a curated record.
ACGUGAUAACACCUGUGGCUCCCCAUCCCUGGAGGAGCUGGCCUGGCUGCUGUCUGCCGCCUUCCCUCCAUUAGCCACAGCUAUUGGAUUUGCCACCCAGAAUCUUUAGGUAAAUGAGAUCAUGAUUCUGGAAGGAAGUGGUGUAAUGAAUAUCAACCCCAGCAACAACCUCCUUCACCAGCAGCCGGCCUGGACCGACAGCUACUCCACGUGCAAUGUUUCCAGCGGGUUUUUUGGAGGCCAGUGGCAUGAAAUCCAUCCUCAGUACUGGACCAAAUACCAGGUGUGGGAGUGGCUCCAGCACCUCCUGGACACCAACCAGCUGGAUGCCAGCUGCAUCCCUUUCCAGGAGUUCGACAUCAACGGCGAGCACCUCUGCAGCAUGAGUUUGCAGGAGUUCACCCGGGCGGCGGGGACAGCAGGGCAGCUCCUCUAUAGCAACCUGCAGCAUCUCAAGUGGAACGGCCAGUGCAGCAGUGACCUGUUCCAGUCCACACACAAUGUCAUUGUCAAGACUGAACAAACCGACCCUUCCAUCAUGAACACCUGGAAAGACGAGAACUAUUUAUAUGACACCAGCUAUGGUAGCACAGUAGAUUUGUUGGAUAGCAAAACUUUCUGCAGGGCUCAGAUCUCCAUGACAACCACCAAUCACCUUCCUGUCGCAGAGUCACCUGAUAUGAAAAAGGAGCAAGACCACCCUGCAAAGUGCCACACCAAAAAGCACAAUCCGAGAGGAACUCACUUAUGGGAAUUCAUCCGCGACAUUCUCUUGAACCCAGACAAGAACCCGGGGUUAAUAAAGUGGGAAGACCGAUCUGAGGGCAUCUUCAGGUUCUUGAAGUCAGAGGCUGUGGCUCAGUUAUGGGGAAAAAAGAAAAACAACAGCAGCAUGACCUACGAAAAACUCAGCCGAGCUAUGAGAUAUUACUACAAAAGAGAAAUUCUGGAACGUGUGGAUGGAAGAAGACUGGUAUAUAAAUUUGGGAAGAAUGCUCGAGGGUGGAGAGAAAAUGAAAACUGAAGCUUCCAACACUUUGAACACAAACCAAAACACACACCAGAUAACAAACAGAGAACUCCUGGACGUAAAUAUUUCGAAGACUACUUUUCUCUGAUAUUUAUGUACCAUGAGGGGGAAGAAAAACUACUUCUAAUGGGAAGAAGGAACACUACCGUUGAUAAAAAAUUAUUUUGUUACUUUGAAGUAUGUCCUAUAUGGAGGACAAACGUACACAGUUUUCUGUGAAAUACGAUGCUGUCUGUGGUUGUGAUUUGUUUUCACCUCUAUUGUGAAGUUCUUUUCCACUGCAAGAAUAGCAGGGUUUGUGGCCUUGUACUUCUUGCUAAGAGAAAGGGAAAAAAAAAAAAAAUCAGAGGGCAUUAAAUGUUUUUGUAUGCAAAAUGAUUUAGAAAAAGGUGAUGUGUCCUCCACACAUAAGCAUCCACGUGGCCUUGUUAAGAAAAGUGGACACGGUCGCCAGGCUGAACUCCAGGAUUUCAGAUUGAUGGAGUAAACUGGAAGGUUGCUGGGAAGUUUAACCUGACCUUUAGGAUCCAGUGAGUGGAGGAUGGGGGCUUCCAAAAUCCAGGGUGGGCUGUAAUCACUGCAUAAUCGCAUGACUUGAAAUGUUUAAAUCAGCAAGCAGAAUAAUGGUGGGGUCUUCAUACUCAUCCAGAGAUGAUUUACCUGAUGCCAGGGGGAUCCCCCUCACUUUGCCUUGGACGGUCGGUGGAAAAGCUUCAGUUGCCAUGUCUGCUCACUUCUAUUUAUCCAAAAGAGGGCUCAGCCUUGGUUAUUUUUAUUCCAACUGCUUAAUAAAUGAGUGGGAAAAAGAGGUGGUGGUGUGAACACGAAUGAUGAGUUUGCUCUUGUAUCUCUACAGUCCACGGUUUCUCAGCACAGGUGACAUUUUGGGUAGGAUCAUUCUUUGUGGUGAGCGCUAUCCUGUGCAUUGCGGGAUGUUUAGCGGUGUCCGCGACCUCUACCCACUAGAUACCGGAAGCACUCCUCAGCUGUGACAACCAAAACUGU